AUGAUCUAUUCGGCUCUUCUCUCAUUAACCGCCACCUUGGCCGCUGAAGCUUCGCUCCCUGAACUCAAGAAUUGUCAUUCUAAGAGUCAUCUAGACCCUGAAAGCCCCGGUUUCGAGACUGGCGAUCUCAAAAGCUGGAAGGUUAUCAGUGGCACUGCGUUCGGCAAGGACUCCAUCUCAAGUGAUGCAUCCUACCGGGAUGACGGAAAGCCCCUUCUAAAGCAGAUAGCCACCAAUAAUAAGGCUCUCGUUUAUAUCACCUGGGAUAUAAGUAAGUGGCAGGGUCAGAAGGUGCACAUCCUCGUGCAUGAUAGUAGCACGGCAAAGUUAUGGGGCCACAUCAACAUCGCUGAUAUCCGCGUUGGCUGCCAUGUUCUUGGGGACGGCAAAGGCCUCUCGUUUAACAUCCUCGGUCAGGCAAACCAAGUCCCUCAGAGCUACUCCGCUUGCUCCUCCUACGCAGCCGACUCCAUCAGACCCCAGUACCACUGA
Messenger RNA from Fusarium oxysporum Fo47, 492 nucleotides. RefSeq lists its product as uncharacterized. The coding region runs from base 1 to 492 and encodes 163 amino acids. NCBI's taxonomy places the organism in Eukaryota, Fungi, Ascomycota, Sordariomycetes, Hypocreales, Nectriaceae. The transcript is spliced from 2 exons. The record is from RefSeq and is a predicted model, not a curated record.